UCUUCAACCUCGAGCACUUCAUCAUCUCAUCACAAUUCACAAGAACAAUCCAACUGUACUCCACGCCCUUUGUAUUCAUGGCCAUCCAUUGCCAUCAUUAACAGUCAACUACAAAACCUCUACACAGUCGAUUAGGGUUUUCCCCAAAUCCGCCACUUUCCCCCAAUCCGAUCGAUCCACGAUGUCGACAACAAUACCAUCUAAUUCCCCCUCUUCUUCAUCCGAAUCCAACACCACCAACAUCGAUGCAACUCCAUUACUCUCCACAACCUCCGCCAUUUCCGACCAAAUCUUCCUUACUCGACAAUUCGUCAGAGGCCCACCUUCCCUCCGUGGCGCCGCGAGGUUUCUCCGUCGUGCCAGCAGUCGGAGAAUGCUCCGUGAACCGUCAAUGCGAGUGAGGGAAUCAGCCGCAGAGCAAAUUGAGGAACGGCAGAGUGAUUGGGCGUAUUCUCGCCCAAUUGUUAUCUUAGACCUAAUUUGGAACCUUGCGUUUGUUACUGUUUCAGUUGCGGUUUUGGUUAUGAGUUUGAAGGAGUCUCCGGUGAUGCCAUUGAGGGUUUGGAUUGUUGGGUAUGCGUUGCAGUGUCUGCUCCAUAUGGUCUGUGUGUAUGUUGAGUAUAAACAUCGGUACCAACAACGUUCGUUUGAAGCUAGUAAUGGCAAUUCCAGUUCUGCAACUUCUGGAAAUGAAGGUCAGGAGAAUGUUGAUUUUGCUUCGAGUAGGUUGCAGAAUGAUGAUGAGACUAGUGUUGCGAAGCAUCUGGAGUCUGCUAAUACAAUGUUUUCAUUUAUUUGGUGGAUUAUUGGAUUCUAUUGGGUGUCAGCAGGUGGUCAAAGUCUGAGUUCUGAGUCACCUCAGUUAUACUGGCUUUGUAUAACGUUUUUGGCAUUUGAUGUGUUUUUUGUGGUUAUUUGUGUUGCUGUGGCAUGUCUUGUUGGCAUUGCUGUUUGCUGCUGUUUACCUUGUAUUAUUGCAAUUUUGUAUGCCGUUGCUGAUCAGGAGGGUGCAACUAAGGAUGAUAUUGAUCGUUUGCCUAAAUACAAGUUCAAAAGAAUUGGUAAUUUUGAAAAACAAAAUGAGGAAAUUGAAGAAGCUUUUGGUGGAUUGAUGAUUGAAUGUGAUACCGAUUCACCCAUUGAACAUGUUCUACCUCGUGAAGAUGCUGAAUGUUGCAUUUGUCUCUCUGCUUAUGAUGAUGGAACCGAUAUUCGUGAGCUCCCAUGUUGUCACCAUUUUCAUGCACUUUGCAUCGACAAAUGGCUUUACAUUAAUGCAACAUGUCCGCUAUGCAAAUUCAACAUAUUAAAAAAUGCUACUCAAGGAAAUGAUGUAUGAUAAAUUUAUCCUAACGUAUAAUAAUUAUGAGAUUAUUGUGUAUUGUUGUUGAGGUUGAGAGAUUAGUUUUUGAUUUUAUGUGUAAAAAAAAGGCGCCAGAUGUAAAGUUGUAGAGUUUCUAUGAUUUGUAUUUUGUAGCCUAUGUAAAUUGCUUGUGAAGUUGUGUUUGUAUCCAAGUCUACUUUGUGCAU
Molecule: messenger RNA, 1530 nt
Organism: Lactuca virosa
Lineage: Eukaryota; Viridiplantae; Streptophyta; Magnoliopsida; Asterales; Asteraceae
Source: the annotation of a GenBank genome assembly